AUGUCUACGAAUAAAACUGGAGAAUCCAAAAUAAUGUUUGCCUAUUUUGAUGAAAUAGAUGAAAUCUUUAAAAAAGAUCACAACAUAGAACCGGUGGCAAUAGCAUCGUCUUCUAAUAAUAACUUCCCAUCAGAAACUACAACACAUGAUUCUAAUAAUGAAAAUGUUGAUGAUCCUCGGUCAAAAAAAAAAAAAAACAAAACGGGUGGUAAAAACACCAAAAGAAGACAAAGAAAAUUUAGAAAAAAAAAUGAGGUACUGAAUUUGUGUAGGCAACUGAUUUCUCUAGCUAAAGAUUUAGUUCCAAAAAAUCAAUAA
Molecule: messenger RNA, 318 nt
Organism: Psylliodes chrysocephalus
Lineage: Eukaryota; Metazoa; Arthropoda; Insecta; Coleoptera; Chrysomelidae
Source: the annotation of a GenBank genome assembly